Molecule: messenger RNA, 783 nt
Organism: Fusarium keratoplasticum
Lineage: Eukaryota; Fungi; Ascomycota; Sordariomycetes; Hypocreales; Nectriaceae
Product: Phosducin domain-containing protein
Exons: 2
Coding region: 1-783 (260 amino acids)
Biological process (GO): protein folding
Cellular component (GO): cytoplasm
Source: RefSeq, a predicted model, not a curated record
AUGGCCGCUCCUUCAGAACAGCGCAUUGCUGUGCCCAUCGACGACCCCAAUGCCGACACAGAAUGGAACGAUAUCCUUCGGAAACAUGGUGUCAUUCCUGAGAAGCCGCCGAGCCCGACUCCUAUGAUCGAGGAGGCCAUUCUCGAAGGUCGAAGAUUAGCACAUGAGAACCGAUUGGAGGGAAAGGACCUGGACGAGUUGGACGAGCUCGAGGAUGAGGAAGACGAGGCGUUUCUCGAGAUGUACCGGCAGAAGCGCAUGGCCGAGCUGAGCAAUCUCCAGAAAAAGGCCCUCCACGGAAGCGUAUACCCCCUUUCCAAGCCCGAGUACCAGCGCGAGGUCACAGACGCCUCCAAGAAUGGCCCGGUGUUUGUCAACCUCACAUCCUCCAUGGGCACCAACGUCGAGUCCAGGGUCUUGACCGAGCUCUGGAGGCAGGCCGCCAAGGAGUACGGCGAGAUCAAGUUCUGCGAGAUCCGGGCGAGCCAAGCCAUUGAGAACUAUCCCGAUAGAAACUGUCCGACCAUCCUGGUGUACAAGAACGGCGACAUUGUCAAGCAGAUUGUGACUCUGAUGACUAUUGGCGGCGUGCGGACCAAUAUGCAAAAGAUUGAUAACCUGCUGGUAGAGGUUGGCGCUGUUCCUGACUCGGACAUGCGUGUAAUCAAGAGAAGGCAAGCUGCUGAGGACGCCGAGGAGGAACGCCUGGCAGGGAAGACCAUCAAAACGGGGACUGCUGGGAAAUCAAGAAAUGUCGACAGUGAUGACGAUGAUUGGGAUUAA